AGUCGUUCGUCUGGCAGUCUUAGUCUUUAAAAUCAGUCUGUCUGUCCCGAGCACAGGAAGCGCUCUUGCAUUUCAUUUGAAUUCGUUGAAAAGUAUUCCGCCAAAAAUCUCCAUUUCAACAUAUUUUGUUAAACCUUUGUUUGUUCACCUCUUCGAUGGAUCGCGCUGUUGGCAAUUUCGAGAACAAGUUCAAGUGCCUGAUGAAGGCCGAGGCCAAGGGCAUGGCCCUGAAGCUGGUGGGAUUCUACGCCGUCGGCUGGACCCUGCGCAAGUUGGUCAAGUGAAGAGCUCCGCGUGCCAAGCAAGCCCUUAGUCGUUUUCUGUUUAUGUCCACCUUUUCAAAUUCCAUGUACGAAUAAAUCGCGGUCUUACCUCAAAAUCA
Molecule: messenger RNA, 382 nt
Organism: Drosophila biarmipes
Lineage: Eukaryota; Metazoa; Arthropoda; Insecta; Diptera; Drosophilidae
Exons: 1
Coding region: 156-284 (42 amino acids)
Source: RefSeq, a predicted model, not a curated record